UUCCUCACUACUAUUCACACGAUUAAGCUUUUAAAAAAAAAAAGAAAAGAAAGUAAAAAAGAUUGUUACCCGACCCAAUUUAGCAUAUUAAUUCUUCUCAACCACAUCAACUACUAGCCAUCAGUAAUUGAUACUUUAUAAUACGGAUCUUUAGCCAUGAACCACUCAUCACAAAAAGGACGGAUUAGCUCGAUUGCACGGACACUCAUCUCCACAGCUUUGUUGGCAGUGAGUGCACAGGCUGCUUGCGUGUCCCUGACAGGAUCCAAGGCCUGUCCUGAAUAUGCUUCGUUCAGCGUCGAUACCAACGUGCCUCGAAAUAUCGCUGUCUAUGAUGAAGGUGUCAACAUGACCGCGUUCACAGAUGUGGCCAGUUUUGAUGCUGCGAUCUUGAGCGCCACAGGCUUUAUGACCACAUCUUCCUGUACCGGAUACUCUGCAACUGAAAAGAUCCGAUACCAGACAUCGCUUCUCUGCACCUUGGCUGUCCUCGAUAGGGAAUCACAAGAAUGCAAGUCUAACCCUCCGACCUUGUGUGCUUCCUCAUGCACACUCUAUGCUAAUUCCCUCACAGAGAUGGUGAACAGGGUCUGCCCUACUGUACAGGAUGCAAAGGAAAAGGCCGCUGCUAUGACCGCUCUCUGUGUCGGCGGUCCUGAGACCUGGGGUGGUCUUCAUGAUACAGACGGAACCUGUGUGAAUGCCACGACGAAUGAGGCAGCUACCUGUGGAUUCGGUACUCAGGCAGCCAUGUGCUCUUUCUGCACAGCAAACUCAGCAGAUCCUUGCUGCUCGACUGCAGCUGCGUCGAGCUGUGCUAUCACCACAACAACCACAACAUUGCUGCCCACCUCGGCUAGACCAACCACCAAUGCUUCACCCUCCACCACACAGGAAUCCAAGCCUAGUAGCUCUACUGGACUUUCCACUCCAGUUCUUGCAGGCAUCAUUGGUGGCGGUGUAGCAGCCUUAUUGGUUCUGUUUGCAUUGAUCGUCUGCUGUAUUCGUCGAAAGAAAUCAGCCGGCCCUACUCCUGCUCGUUCUAAUGGAGAUAAAUUGUCUCGUCAUGCCUCUAAUGCAAGCACUAGCAAAUACAAUAUCUCUGCACCCAAGAUUCAGGAAGAAGGAUUCUCGACCGCUUUGGCUCCAUCAGCUCCUAUUCCUAUGACAGCUUUGCCUUCAGUUUCAGUUUCGGACACGGAUAAUGCUGCUGCUGCUGCUGCUGCUGCUGCCGCUGCUGCCGCGGCCAACCGUAUCUCGAAAUUAAGCACCAUGAGCGGUACUGGUGGAAAACAAUCGUACUGCCAAGCAAUCUUCCCAUACCAGGCCUCCAUGGCGGAUGAACUGGAUUUGACUGUUGGAGAUAUCAUUAAUGUCCACAGAGUCUUUGAUGAUGGAUGGAUUUGAGGACGUGAAUAUGCAUUCGAUGACUCCUAUGGGAACACGUGAAGAGGACAUGGGCGGCCGAGGAUCUCCUCGAUCCUCCUUGCCCUCUAGAGCUUCCAGCCCUGUGAAUCUGCCAAGGCGUCAUUCGUCCAUGCU
Molecule: messenger RNA, 1542 nt
Organism: Lobosporangium transversale
Lineage: Eukaryota; Fungi; Mortierellomycota; Mortierellomycetes; Mortierellales; Mortierellaceae
Exons: 4
Coding region: 157-1407 (416 amino acids)
Molecular function (GO): protein binding
Source: RefSeq, a predicted model, not a curated record